Molecule: messenger RNA, 3031 nt
Organism: Osmerus eperlanus (European smelt)
Lineage: Eukaryota; Metazoa; Chordata; Actinopteri; Osmeriformes; Osmeridae
Gene: srrt
Product: serrate RNA effector molecule homolog (Arabidopsis)
Exons: 20
Coding region: 168-2774 (868 amino acids)
Biological process (GO): primary miRNA processing; mRNA processing
Cellular component (GO): nuclear body
Molecular function (GO): nucleic acid binding
Source: RefSeq, a predicted model, not a curated record
UUGAUGAAAACGUAUUAGUAAUAAACGUAACAUGUAAUGUAAGCAACAGAAGGUGGUCUUUUAUUUUGAAAUAUUUUGACAGUAAGAAAAACGUAGUUCCGGUUCACACUGCAUCAAACUUGACGACGAAGAAAGUGGAAGGCAGCGGUUGAAAUCUAAGAAGCACAAUGGCAGACAGCGAUGAUGAAUAUGAUCGCAGGAGAAGGGACAAGUUCCGCCGUGAGAGGAGUGACUAUGACCGCUCCAGAGAGAGAGAGGACAGGCGGAGAGAUGAGUGGAACGACAGGCGCCCCUCGGCCAGGGAGUGGGAGCGCGGCCGGGAGCGUCGAAGCCGGGGAGAGUACCGGGACUACGAGAGGGGGCGCAGGGAGCGCUUCUCCCCCCCUCGACACGACAUGAGCCCCCAGCAGAAACGCAUGAGGAGAGACUGGGACGACCAUGGAGGGGAGCCUUACCACGGAGGCUAUGACCUGGGCUACGGGGUUAGUGGAGGGCCCAGCUACGCCCCCCCCCAGCCCUGGGGCCCCCCAGAUCUCCACCUGAUGCAGCACCACCACAGCAUCCCCAUCCAGGCCAGGCUGGGCAACAUCCACGACCUGGACCUGUGUCCUCCGCCGCCGCUGAUGAAGACGUUUAAGGAGUUCCUGCUGUCUCUGGAUGACUCUGUUGACGAGGGCGAGGCCGUGAAGAGAUACAAUGAGUACAAGAUGGACUUCAGACGGCAGCAAAUGCAGGACUUCUUCCUCACUCACAAAGAUGAGGAGUGGUUCAGGUCCAAGUACCACCCAGACGAGGCGGGGCGGCGGCGGGCGGAGACCCACAGCGCCCUGCAGAACAGGCUGAACGUGUACAUGUUCCUCAUGGAGAACGGCUGGUUCGACAACGUCUCCCUGGACAUCGAGCGCGGUCCGGCCAUCGUCAAGGUCCUAGACGCAGCGGUGAUCAAGAUGGAGGGAGGGACGGAUCACGACCUGAGGGUCCUGGAGCUUCCCUCGGAGGAGGAGGAGGAGCGAGGCCCUGAGCCGCCCAAGAGGGAGGAGCCCCGGGGUGCGGCCGGGGACAGCAAACCUCCGGAGGAGAAGGAGGACAAGGAGAAGGGCGAGGGCGAGGCCGCCUGUGCCGAGAGGGCAGGAGCGGCCGCAGUAGACGCCCCGGGGGGAGAGGAGAAGAGGGAGGGGAAGGACGGCAUGGUGCAGACACCCGCAGCCAAGAAGCAGGGAAAGAAGAGGAAGAGGAAGCACAGCGGCGACAGCGAGGACGAGGCCAGCGCCUCCGAGAGCGACUCCGACUCUGACUCCAACUCUCGCUCGUCCGACAAACCGGCAGAGAGAGAGGAGGGGGAGGAAAAGGAGGAUGAGGAGGAAGAGGAAGAGGGGGAAACUCGUGGCAAUGAGGGCAAAGAGGAGAAGGGCAAGGGGAGGGAGCCGGGGAGGGAGGUGGAGAAGGAGGACAAGAAGACGAAGGAGGACCAGCCCCCCAGACCCAGGCCUCUCCACAGGACCUGCUCUCUGUUCCUCAGGAGCAUCGCUCCCUCCAUCUCCAAGGCGGAGAUCGUCUCUCUGUGCAGGAGGUAUCCUGGGUUCCUGCGCGUGUGUCUGUCAGACCCACACCCGGAACGCAGGUUCUACAGGCGUUGCUGGGUGACGUUCGAUCGCAGCGUGAACAUCAAGGAGGUCUGCUGGAACCUGCAGAACAUCAGACUGCGGGACUGUGAGCUGGCCCCCGGGGUGAACAGGGACCUGGCUCGCAGGAUCCGCAACGUGAACGGCAUCACGCAGCACAAGCAGGUGCUGCGCAACGACAUCAAGCUGUCGGCCAAGCUGAUCCACGCUCUGGACGAGCGGGGCCAGCUGUGGAGCCACCGCCCCCAGGGAGACUCCCCGGGACUGGAGCUGCCAGGCCAGAACCCCAUCAUGAAGAACAUCACAGACUACCUGAUAGAGGAGGUGAGCGCGGAGGAGGAGGAGCUACUGGGCAGCGUGGGCGGGGCCGACCCAGAGGAGGGCACCAGGGAGGGCAACCCUGCAGAGAUCACCGUGGAGAGAGACGACAACCUGGUCACGGUGCUGGACCGGCUACUGUUCUACCUGCGUGUGGUACAUUCCAUCGACUACUACAACUCGUGCGAGUACCCGAGCGAGGAUGAGAUGCCCAACCGCUGUGGCCUGAUGCACGUACGGGGGCCCAUCCCUCCCAACAGGGUGACCCACGGAGAGGUGUCCCAGUGGCAGAAGACGUUUGAGGAGAAGCUGCUUCCUCUGUUCAGUGUGAAGGAGACUCUGUCUGAGGACGAGGCUGGGAAGAUGGGGCGGAAGGAUCCGGAACAGGAGGUGGAGAAGUUUGUGUUGGCCAACACCCAGGAGCUGGGCAAGGAUAAGUGGCUCUGCCCUCUCAGCGGGAAGAAGUUUAAGGGACCAGAAUUUGUGCGUAAGCACAUCCUGAAUAAACACGGGGACAAGAUUGAGGAGGUGAAGAAGGAGGUGGAGUUCUUUAACAACUUCCUUCUGGAUGCCAAGCGCCCGACCCUCCCUGAGAUCAAGUCCAACAUGCCUCCUGGACCAGGACAAGGGCUGCUCUCCCCUGGCCUGCCCUUCCCUCCCCAGGGACACCAGGGCCUCAUGGGGUUUGGCCAGCCUCGGCCUCCCAUCAUGGGCUACGGAGGUGGACCCCCAUACCCGCCCAACCCCUACGGAGGGGGGGGCGGCCGGGGUAACUAUGACAACUUCCGUGGGCAGGGGGGGGGCUACCAGGGGAAGCCCCGUAACAACAGGUGAGACCAUGGAUGAGCAGAGGAGAUCCUCGCAACAUCAUUGAGUAUCGUGACCUGGAUGCUCCGGAUGAUGUGGAAUUCUUCUAGAGUUUUUAGUCUCUUUUAGUAACUGGUGUUGUAGUUAACCAGCUUAAUCAGCCUGUGAUAUUUAGCCUGUUUUGUCCUCGACUGUGAUUAGUUAAUUAAUUUGUUUGGCUGUAGAUCUAAGGCUAUAGCAAGCAUUGUAUUCUAACAUUUCUUUUAAUAAACAUAACUUGGAAA